Molecule: messenger RNA, 360 nt
Organism: Fusarium fujikuroi IMI 58289
Lineage: Eukaryota; Fungi; Ascomycota; Sordariomycetes; Hypocreales; Nectriaceae
Exons: 2
Coding region: 1-360 (119 amino acids)
Source: RefSeq, a predicted model, not a curated record
AUGGCUCCAUCUCGCUCCACCCAUUGCACCAUCGUCAACAACACUUCGCUCACGCUGAAUCUUACCGGUAGCGGGUGCGACCAUGGCCAAUGGACUCUGAACUUUGGCCCUUCCGAUACUGCCAACACUAUCCCCGCUAAUGACAAGAAGACUUUCCAAGCCGAGUCCGCUGGGGUCAUGACCGGUGACCAGGGGUGGGCGGAAUACGGCAGUUCCGCUGGCUAUUUCAAGUUCAAUUUCGACAACCCUUUUAGUGGUUCCAAUGGGUACAGUGAGAGCGCGCCCGAUGGCUAUAGUAUCAAGCGUGAGGGCGGUAGUGGCAAUGACGCUCGUGUUACCUGGACUAUUCAACACAACUAA